AUGGAUGCCUUUAAAAUAAAUGGCUACGAAACCUGUCAAGCGGAGGACACAUGCGGUGGCACCCUGAGGGGCUCCAGCGGGCUCAUCUCCAGCUUUGAUUUCCCCAGCGGUGAUUCCACCAGUGCUGGUGGAGCUGCUGGGGGCCUUGGCAGCAGUGGGGAGUGUAAGUGGACCAUCUUGGCAGAUCCCGGGGACACCAUCUCCUUGGUUUUCACUGAAUUUCAGAUGGAGGAGAAGUCGGAUUAUCUUGAAGUAGAAGGAUCUGAUCCGGCAAGCAUCUGGAUAACUGGAAUGAAUAUUCCAGCACCCAUCAUCAGCAACACAAACUGGCUCCGGCUGCAUUUCGUGACAGAAAGCAACCACCGCCACAAAGGCUUCAGGGCCCAGUAUCAAGUGAAAAGCUCUGGAGAGCUUAAAUCCAGAGGGGUAAAAUUAUUACCAGGAAAGGACAACACUAACAAACUGUCUUUGAUGAAUGAGGGAGGAUUCAAACAGGUGUCUAAUUACUGCCCCGACCCAGGGGAGUCGGAGAAUGGCAAACGCACUGGCUCCAACUUCAGCAUUGGAGCAACUGCUCAAUUUACCUGUGAUGAAGACCAUGUGCUGCAGGGCUCCAAAACGAUUACCUGCCAGCGAGUGGCAGAAGUCUUCGCUGCUUGGAGCGACCACAGACCCAUCUGCAAGGUGAAAACGUGUGGGUCGAAUCUACAAGGACCCUCUGGGACUUUUACAUCUCCUAACUUUCCUAUUCAGUAUGAGAGUAACUCCCAAUGUGUGUGGAUCAUCACAGCCAGCGAUCCAAACAAGGUUAUUCAGAUCAACUUUGAAGAGUUCGACCUAGAGAUUGGGUAUGAUUCACUAACAAUCGGAGAUGGAGGGGAAGUAGGUGAUUCUAAAACGAUAAUACAAGUGCUGACUGGGAGCUUUGUCCCGGACCUGAUUGUCAGCAUGUCCCAUCAGAUGUGGCUCCAUCUCCAGUCUGAUGAGAGUGUAGGCUCGAUUGGCUUCAAGAUCAACUAUAAAGGAAAAAUGCCCUGUAACCACAGAUGA
Notothenia coriiceps (black rockcod) is the source of this 1050-nucleotide messenger RNA. Its product is annotated as CUB and sushi domain-containing protein 3-like. Lineage: Eukaryota; Metazoa; Chordata; Actinopteri; Perciformes; Nototheniidae. The transcript has 10 exons. The coding region runs from base 1 to 1050 and encodes 349 amino acids. The record is from RefSeq and is a predicted model, not a curated record.